Scophthalmus maximus (turbot) is the source of this 1483-nucleotide messenger RNA. It is a transcript of the gene hirip3, whose product is annotated as HIRA interacting protein 3. Lineage: Eukaryota; Metazoa; Chordata; Actinopteri; Pleuronectiformes; Scophthalmidae. The transcript is spliced from 8 exons. The coding region runs from base 46 to 1383 and encodes 445 amino acids. The record is from RefSeq and is a predicted model, not a curated record. Gene Ontology annotation, cellular component: nucleus.
UUGUGGCGGGGCCGCCAAAAGAGAAACAACCGCAGCAGAGAAACGAUGGUUUCCCAGAGAGUGGCAGCAGCUGCGGCAGCGAACAUCCGCAGGUUCGUGUGCGGUCAACUCCGCCAUGAGCCCGACCUGAGCACACUGACCUUAGGAAUUUUAAAAAAGCGAUAUUUGGCUCUGGUAGGACAAGAAUCAUUAAGUCCUGAGGCCAGAAGUUACAUGAAACUGGUGGUUGAAGAGGAACUGAUGAAAAUGCAGGACAGUGAUGAAAAUGGAGACGAGCUGGAGACCAAGAAGCCACAAAACAAAAGGAAGAGAGAAAAGGAAAAUAACGAGGUGAGAAGUGGGAGAGAAGAUGAAGAUGAAUCCAGGGCAAAGAAAUCCCGUCGUCAGUCAAGCUCCUCUUCAGAAUCUGAGGAUGAAGAGUGCUGCAAAAAAGGAAGUGAGGAGAGUGUCGAGGAAGACCCAACAAAACCUGGAUCUGGAUCUGAGGAAGCAGAGCAAGAGGUGAAAAAAUCCCAGCGAAAAACAAAUGGAAAACUUAAACAGAGAAAGGACCGUGAAGACUCAACAGAUGAGGAAGUGAAUGAGUCAGAAAAGAAAGGGAAUGAGAGUAACUGUGGUGACAGUCCGAGAGAAAUGGGUGAAAGGAAAGGAGAUGCUACAAAGAAUGGCGAGACAAGUCCAGGAAAGAAAACACCAGAGAGUGAUGGAGAGAGUGAAACUGAAGCAGAUAAAUACAAAAUCAAUGGUAAUGAGUCCUCAGACAACAAUGAAAAAGAAGAAAAGGUCCCAGUGGAAAAGAAGAACAACGACGCAGACUCGGAUUCAUCAUCGCUCCCGUCUUUGGACGACGACAAGGAUAGUGGGGCAGAAAAUAAUCAAGAUGGUGAUAACAAGAAGAAAACUUUGAAAAAAGAGGAAAACAACAAAAAAGAAAGAAGUGGUCAAAAGGAUGACAACAAAGCAGUUGUAAGGCUCAAGCGCUACAUUGCUCUCUGUGGUGUGAAGCGGAAUUACAAGAAGCUCCUGGAUGGCUGCCGUUCUGUUCGCUCCAUGGUGGCUGUUCUGAAGAAGGAACUUGAAGAUCUUGGUGUCCAUGGUAAUCCAUCUAUAAAGAAGUGCAAAAGUGUCAAAGUGAAGAGAGAGGAAGAUCAGGAGCUAGCUGAACUUGAUGUCAGCAACAUCAUUGCCACACAAGGUCGUCCUAAACGCAGAGGAGCCUUAGCACGGCAGGAACAUGACGACCCUCCGUCCUCUACAUACAAGCGCACUCUGAACUCCGGCUCUGAUAGUGAUCAGGAAAACGAGGUACGCAAAGGGCACAGACGAGCAACGGACUGGGCCAACCUGCAGGGGAUCAUCAGUGAUGAUGCAGACAGUGACUGACGGGGUCACUUCCUGUUCCCCUCCCUCCGGAAUAGUCUACAGACCUUUUGGGGGGGGGGGGGGGGUUAAUAAAAAGUACAGUGGUGUUAUGAUUAUUAUA